Molecule: messenger RNA, 681 nt
Organism: Cutaneotrichosporon cavernicola
Lineage: Eukaryota; Fungi; Basidiomycota; Tremellomycetes; Trichosporonales; Trichosporonaceae
Exons: 3
Coding region: 1-681 (226 amino acids)
Biological process (GO): L-phenylalanine catabolic process; glutathione metabolic process
Cellular component (GO): mitochondrion; cytoplasm
Molecular function (GO): maleylacetoacetate isomerase activity; glutathione transferase activity
Source: RefSeq, a predicted model, not a curated record
AUGUCCCCCGCCCCCACCCUCACACUCUACACAUACUUCCGUUCGUCGGCCGCCACCCGCGUCCGCACCCUCCUCUCACUCCAAGGAACCCCCUACGAGAGCGAGUACAUCCACCUUCUCAAGGGCGACCAGCGCUCGGCCUCGUACACCUCUCUCAACCCCAGCGGCGCUGUUCCCACCCUCAAAGUCUCGGAAAAUGGGGAGGAGUGGUACUUGACCCAAAGUGCGGCGAUUAUGGAAUACCUCGAUGCGGUGUUUGGCCCUUCGUCCAAGUGCGGCUCUCUGAUGCCGGCCUCUGAAAAGGGAAAGGCUUUAGUUAGGAGUAUAAUUGACGUGCUGGUUUGCGAUAUGCAGCCGCUCGCAAAUCUCAAGACACUCCAGAGGGUUAAGGGGAUGGGAGGAGAUAGUGAGGUGUGGGCAAAGGAGGUUAAUGAGGCUGGGCUGCAGGCGCUUGAGGGGUUACUGAAGAAAUACUCGGGGGGAAAGUUUGCGUAUGGCGACAGUCUUACGCUUGCGGAUGUGGCCCUCGCACCGCAGAUGUAUACUUGUCUCCGCUUCGGCGCCAACCUCGCCGAUUACCCCACGUGCGCCGCUGUAUUCAAGCACGUCUCGUCGCUUCCCGAGUUCAUCGCUGCGGACUGGAAGCACCAGCCCGACACGCCCGAGGAGCUUCGAGCGUAA